AUGGACGUGGUCUGUGCGUGGCUGCGAAAUGACCUUCGAGUUCAUGACAAUCCGGUUUUGCACGAGGCAGGCUACGAAGGCGAGCAGGCUGCGAGCCUUGCAGCCCGCAAGAAGGCUCCAGUGCUGCCGGUGUAUGUCUUUGACCCGCGAUAUUUCCAGCGCACCCGCUACAAGACCCUGCGGACCGGCAGCCUGAGGGCCCUUUUCCUGCUCCAGACGGUGCGUGCGUUGAAGCGGCGCCUGCGCAAAGAGGGCUCCGACUUGUUGGUGAAGGUGGGCAAGCCCGAGGAGAUCUUCCCACGGCUUCUGAGCCCCAGCGCCAUGCUGCUCACGCAGCAAGAGGUGACCUCCGCAGAGCUCACCAUCGAUUCCCGGGUACGCUUGGCGCUGGGCGAUCAGACGUGGAAAUACUGCUGGGGCUCGACGCUCUUUCACAAGGAUGACAUUGGCUUUGCCGAUGGCUUCGAUGGCAUGCCGGAGUAUUUUGCCAGAUUCCUGCACAAGCUGCAGAAGGUUUGGCCCGACUCCACUGAGGAGUGGGAGGAUUACGGCAACAUCCAAAACGUGGAUUCGGACAUUGGCCGCGUGGCGCGGCUGGUGCGGCCCACGUUGCCGGCUUUGGCUGCUGGCGCACUGCCGCUGCCGGAGCAAGUUGGUUUUGAGUGCGAGCCCUGCUGGGAGGACCUCCCAUUUUCGGAGGAGGUGACUGAACCAGUUGCCGACGAGGAGUUUCAGGGUGGCGAGCAGCAGGGGCUGAAGCGCUUACGGGACUACUUGCGGACGGACUUCCUGUGCUCAGAGCUGGACACGGAGAGGCAGCUGAUCUUUGGGGACUACUUGGCCUCGAAGCUCGGCGCCUGGAUGUCCUUGGGCGCGCUGUCGCCUCGCCAGGUCUUUUGGGAGGUCUGCCGCUUCCUGGCGGAGUCGGAUGCUUCGGAUGCCUUGGACGCCUCGAGCUUUCCGCAGGCGCAGCGGCUGGUCACGGAGCUCACGUGGCGGGACUUCUUCCGGUUCCUGGCGGGCAAGCACGGCACUGCAAUCUUCCGGCGCGGCGGCCUCAAGAACAAGAGGAAGCAGUGGAUGCAGGAUGAGCGGAUCUUCCAUCUCUGGUCCAAUGGUCGGACAGGCUAUCCCUUGGUGGACGCCUGCAUGCGUGAGCUGUCCAUCACAGGCUACAUGUCCAACCACGCGCGGCUCAACGCAGCGUCGUUCCUGGCCUUGAGUAUGAGCUUCGACUGGAGGCGCGGCGCGGAUUGGUUCGAGAGCCACCUCAUCGAUUACGACGUGACGUCCAACUGGGGCAACUGGGUUCGCUGCGCCGGGCUCACAGACAGUGGCCUGAGCUCCUUCAAUGUGGUCCGCCAGAGUCAGAAGUUCGACCCCCUGGGAACCUAUCUGCGGCGCUGGGUGCCUGAGCUGCAAGACGUGCCCUCCGACCUGAUCCACGAGCCGUGGUUGAUGACGAGUGAGGAGUUGGAACUGCAUGGAGCCGCCAGCUACCCGCCCCCGUGCAUCGACCCCAGCUUCUUCGAGGGGAAAUUCGGGCCACGGCAUGGGUGGGCGCUCAUCCCGCAAGAGCUGUACAAAGGGGAGAAGCGGCCGCGAAAAAGCCCGCGGGCUUGCAGCGCCAUGGCGCUGCUGAAGGAUGAUCCCAGGACGGAGCAGGUGCAGGAGCACUUCACGCUCCGGAAGCUGCAAGAGAGGGUAUGGCGUUUGGAGUCCGAGAACAAGGAGUUGAAGGUGAGCAACUCCAUCCUGCAGACGCAGUACACCUCUCAGACUGAAACGCAGGCAGACAUCCUCAGGACACUCCACUCGAACCUGGAGGAUAACUAUGCCACCAUCGAGAGGUUGGAGAAGCGGAUUUUGGAGCUUGAGCAGCUGAUGGACGACCAGAAGCAGCAGGCGAAAGAUGAUUUGGAUGCCGCGAUGGCAUUGAAGGACAACGACAUCGCCAAGCUGAAGACCCAAAAGGAAGAGCUGGAAGGAAAGCUUCACGAGGUCCGGGAGUUUCAGCGAAACAAGGAGAACAUGGAGAAGGAGCUGUCAGCGCUGAAGACGCAGUUGGCGGAGAAGCAGGAGGAGUUCCAACAGAAGAUGAGCGACUUCGAUCGCAAGAAGGCGAUGGACAUGGACAACCUCCGCAAGGACAUGGUGGACAAGGUGAAGGAGGCCAAAGAGAUGCUGCGGGCGAAGACCAAGGAUCAGCUGGACUCCACAACCAAGCGCACCAUCAUGGAGAAUGAGCAGAUGUUCACGGAGCUCCACUUCCAGAGCAAAGAGACGGAGAAGCUCAUGGAUAGGAACCAGUCCCUGCUCGAAGAGAACGCGCAGCUGCGACGUAAUCUUCUGAUCCACAAGGACCUGGAAAACGAGCUGGCGAGAAGGACGCACUUGUACCAGCGGCUGCUGAAAAAGAUGGAUCAGAAGUUGAAAGCUGAAGCCGUUCAGGAGUCCAGUCGGGAGCUGAACCCCGGCAAGUCUAUGGAGUCCGCCAUGCCGGAGGAGAGCUUCUCGUUGGGCGGCUCCAGGGACGUCUCAGGCAAUCAUCCAAGUACCAACAUCUCCUUCGAGGACUAUACUCGGCUGCAAAGACAGAUGGAGGACCAUCAGAGCACGCUGCAGAUGGUCCGGCACGAGUUCGCACAAUAUCGGCGCGACCAUGCCACCCUGGCGCAACUGCAGGACCAAAGCACCCGCCUCAUCAUUUCUGCGCUCUAUGAGCUGAAGCAGCAGAAGGAUCAGGCGCCCUUUCCACCCACGUCGUAUGAUCCCGACGCGGAGUGGCAGUUCACCAACAUGACCCAAAAGCAGAAGGAGUACUUUUUCCGAGUCCUGUUGGAGAAGCUGAACAGCAGCAUGUGUGCCAUGUGCUUUCCUGUUGGCCCGCAAGCCUCAGCGAGCCUGCCAGCCAUCGGGAAGGAGAAAGAGGGCGCACGCUUCUCGCAGUUCCUUUGGUCCGUCGCAGACACCGGCUCAGUGCAAGGUUCGCGGCAAGAGACGUCUACGAAGGGGUGUCAGACAGAGACAACAACCUCGGAUCCGUGUCUCAAGGAGGGGAUUUGGAAUCCGAAGGGCAAGACGUCACACCUGAACUCCGCCGGUAUGAUCACUGCUGGAAUCGUCACGGGCAAUGUGCGGAACUGGGGCCCCAAGGCGGUGACGCACAAGCACCGCGGGCUCUGAUUCGCGGACGGGAAAAAGCCAC
Molecule: messenger RNA, 3208 nt
Organism: Effrenium voratum
Lineage: Eukaryota; Dinophyceae; Suessiales; Symbiodiniaceae
Source: the annotation of a GenBank genome assembly